AUAACCUGACGUUAAAAUAACCGGUAACAGUUUGAAUGCCUGUCCCUUCAUGAUUUUUUAAAAACUGUUUAAAAGUUUUAUGUUAUUAAGUUAGUUAUCGCUUGUAUUGGCGUUUUAACGUUUAUUUAACGCAAAAUAUUCUUUUGGAGAGUGUUUUUAUUAAGUUUUUGUGAGGAGGGAUGGGAGUAUUAACGGAAUGUGAUUUUGUUUAAAAAUUAAAAUAUUUUAUUAUGGAUCCCAACGAGUCGACGGACUCGUACACAUGCAGGCUGCCGAAUAUCGAAGAUUUUAAAAUCCUCAAGCCUAUAAGUCGUGGGGCGUACGGCAAGGUGUUCCUCGGACAGAAAAAUGAUAAACCGGACAAGUAUUAUGCAAUAAAAGUGAUGAAAAAAAGCGAGAUGAUAAAUAAAAACAUGGUCCAUCAAGUGAACAGGGAAAGAAACGCGUUGGCCCUGUCGCGAAGUCCCUACUGCGUCCAGCUAUUUUAUUCACUUCAGAGUUCCUCUUGUGUCUACCUCGUCAUGGAAUAUCUGAUAGGCGGGGAUUUGAAGUCCUUGCUAAGCAUGUCCGGCUUUUUCAACGAAUUUGUCGCCACGUUUUACAUAGCGGAGGUUGCCCUCGCUCUCGAGUACCUACAUAAGCAUGGGAUCAUCCAUCGAGACAUAAAGCCAGACAAUAUGCUGUUGACCGCUCAAGGCCAUGUCAGGUUGACAGACUUCGGCUUGAGCCGUAUCAGCGUACUGAGGGAUUUGGAAAUCGAAGACCUUGUUAACAUAUCGCCGAAUAUUGUCAACAAAAGAACCCCUGGGCAGAUUUUAUCGUUGACUUCACACCUGUCCUUUGGCUCCUGCGAACAGAUAAAGUGCACGCCUGAAAUGAACAAGAGCAGGGAACUUUCCGAAACACCUGUUUUGCCGUGUCGAAGCUUAAGCACGUCCAGGAGGCCGAACGCUCUGUCAUUCGGCAGCCACGUCGAUCAGAACAGUUCCGUCGAGUCAACAUUUUUCACAUGUUCUUCUUAUUCAAACAGCCGUGGGACAAGCGAAUUGUCAGACAAUAACGAACAUUCAUAUCUGAGCAGGUCGAACAAUGAAAACAUGCAGCCCUUAUUGAUCCAAAAAUUAAAGAACGCCCCUUGUAGUACUGGUAUAUCGCAGGAGUUGGAUAUUCUAGACUUGUCCGAUAUCGAUCCGUUAGGAACGCCCAACAGAUUUUCUAAAAGGAGUCUUAAAGAAGAAAGUCCUUUGAGAGGGGUACUGAAGAGUAAAAGUCUCUCUGCGGCAAAAGAGAGACCAGUAGUCAUGAUGUCGACACCAGUUUCUGCAGUGAAAAGAUUCAAACCUGAUAGUUAUAAUGUUUUAAAGAAAACCAGGUUCAAUCUCGACUACAACCUUGAACGUGAUGAUUCUAGAAUGGCUGAGUUGUCGAUGAGCCCUAUAGUUACGCCGAGCGUGAAGAAUGUCGCAUUCAAAACGCCAAAAUCCGUGAGGAAGGGUAAACUGCAGAGUUCGAAUAUUAGAAUCCUCGGGACUCCGGAUUACCUCGCCCCCGAGCUUCUUCUGAAGCAGGAAUACGGCAAUAAAGUCGACUGGUGGGCUCUCGGCGUGUGCAUGUACGAAUUCAUGACUGGAGUUCUCCCUUUCAACGACGACACCCUCCAGCUCGUCUUCGCGAAUAUACUCAAUCGGCAGUUGGACUGGCCCGAGGGAGAAGAGGCGCUCACAGAUGACGCCCGCGAAGGCAUAGAGGCUCUUCUCACCCUCGACCCGAACGCAAGACCGAACGGUGAAGAACUAAAGCGCUUUUCAAUUUUCAAAAACAUCAACUGGGAUAAUCUCUACGAGAGUGAAGCGCCUUUCAUACCACAGCCUGACAACGAUAUGGACACGACAUAUUUUUCAGCUCGCAACAAUCUUCAAAAUCUCAAGGUCUCAGCAUUUGAUCUUUAAGUAUUACUAUAAUGAAAAUAGUGUAAAUAUUCUUAAUUGUAAACUGUAUAAAAUAAAUGCAUUUAAAAAUAAA
This is a messenger RNA of Cimex lectularius (bed bug), 2022 nucleotides long. It is a transcript of the gene gwl, whose product is annotated as serine/threonine-protein kinase greatwall. The transcript has a single exon. The coding region runs from base 231 to 1949 and encodes 572 amino acids. Gene Ontology annotation, molecular function: protein serine/threonine kinase activity; ATP binding. Gene Ontology annotation, cellular component: nucleus. The record is from RefSeq and is a predicted model, not a curated record. Lineage: Eukaryota; Metazoa; Arthropoda; Insecta; Hemiptera; Cimicidae. Gene Ontology annotation, biological process: peptidyl-serine phosphorylation; intracellular signal transduction.